AGUUAAAGAAUAAAAAAAAUUAUCCACUCAAAGUUGAAUCAAAAAAAAACAAAUCAUGAGCGGAAUUGCACGACUUUCCCCUUAUAAAAGAAAUAAAUAAAAAAAAAAAAUAAAUUGAUAGUGUUCUGGAGAUGAGAGAUCGAAGAGAGAGAGAGAGAGAGAGAUUGGGACAAAUAUUGUGUGAAAUCCGUAAUUUUUGGGCAAUUUCUUGAGCGACAGAUAAAUAUUGCGAUAUUAAAAUAUUUAUAUUUUUUAUGUUUGUUUAUGCAUUAACUGUGUACGAAAGCAUGUUUUCUUUUUUUUUCAUUUCAAAAUGAUCGAGUCUCCACUCGACCAUUUUUAAUUACUGUAAAUGAGGAAGUAAUGAAAAAAAAUCAAUUUAUCAAAACUUUUGUCAAGGAGAAAAAUUAUCACAGAAAAAAAAUGUUCGCUUGUCGGUUAUCUUUGAAGAAAAAAGAAAAAGAAAAACAAAUCAUGAUAAUAGUUGCAUCAUGUUUUUCCUUGGAAAUACAACAAGAAUAAAUAAAAAAGUUCUGUAAAUAAUAAAAAAGAAAAAAAAAUAGGUAAAAUGUUAGAUAAUUUUCUUGAUUUUUUUUUAAAUGCAUAAUUUUUAUGUUUGUAAUAACGUUUAAAAUGCAAAAGUGGCUGGAGAACAAGGCAGUAAAAAAUAAGAAUGGUAAAUUAUGUUGCUAAAUUGGGAGGAGUAAAUUGGUUACAACAAAAAAAAAAAUGAAAUACACAUUAAUACAUUCUACUUUAUAAGAAAUAAAAUUAAUUCCAAUAAAAUGGUUUGUUUUAUCACAAAAUAAGAGGAUAUUCAAUAAGAAGACACUGGAAACCUCUUAAUAUGGUGGUUUGUGUCUAGAAGAAUAUUCCAGUGGUUUUUAUGUUGAAAUUAUAGAUGGCACAGUAGGCACUGGAAGUAAUAUAUUUUUCUGGGUAUACAAAAAGAAUUAUGAUUUUGCAUUUUUCUCAGUUUUUUGCAUAUAUUAUUGCUUAAAAUUCCUUUCUAGUUUCAAUCUUAGGGAAUGCUUUAUCACGAUAAUAAAGUAAAUCUUUCAGUUUCUCAUUUUCAUACGACUCAAUUAAUAGGUUAUGUUUAGAACCUGCCCAGCCUAGAGGACGAAAUAAAAUAAUAAAAAAUGUUUCUCCUGAUCCUCAUCACAUGUAUCAGCUUUAUUCUAGCAUUUGCCCACAUAUUGACCAAGCCAGUGGUAAGCUGUAUUAACACGGAGUCCAAAGAAGAACUCCAGCUCAAGGCCACAAUAGCUAGUCACAGAAGAGAACUAAGGGGCAUAUCCAUGAGGGAUGACUACCCAAGCUAUGUGAGAAUUGAGCGAAAAAUCGUGGUGGCCGAAAAGAGGCUCAAUGAACUGGCUAUUCUCAAUAGCACCUCAAAAAUGGCAAUCAAAUUUGGGAUUCCGUAUGGAACUCAGGCUCUCCUGUCCAUUGUCCUUCUGGGCAUCUCCAUUUACUACCGCUACACCCCAGUGAUAAUCUUUGAGGAGAAAUUCGAUUUUAUGCCAUUUGGAGGAAUUAUGCGAGUACCAACUGGCAUUCCUGGCGCAAUCUCAGUUCCCUUCUGGAUAUUCGUGAGUAGCUUCAUGGGCAGAACACUAGCGGGAUACUUAAAGUCUUGAUGUCAAUAAAAUUGUGUCUAUUAAGAAAA
Phlebotomus papatasi is the source of this 1669-nucleotide messenger RNA. RefSeq names its product guided entry of tail-anchored proteins factor 1. The coding region runs from base 1143 to 1640 and encodes 165 amino acids. The transcript is spliced from 2 exons. The record is from RefSeq and is a predicted model, not a curated record. Lineage: Eukaryota; Metazoa; Arthropoda; Insecta; Diptera; Psychodidae. Gene Ontology annotation, biological process: tail-anchored membrane protein insertion into ER membrane.